Pyrus x bretschneideri (Chinese white pear) is the source of this 812-nucleotide messenger RNA. RefSeq lists its product as uncharacterized. The record is from RefSeq and is a predicted model, not a curated record. Lineage: Eukaryota; Viridiplantae; Streptophyta; Magnoliopsida; Rosales; Rosaceae. Bases 289 to 666 code for a protein of 125 amino acids. The transcript has a single exon.
CAAAUCAGUAAUCUGCAACAGCAUCUCAUUAGCCGUACUACUUCCUGGUUCCUUUCCUUCUUCCGAGUUCUCAACCUUAAAGACAUCAAACAACCUAAACUCCUCUGAAAAUGGCAUUGAGAAUCCAUCUCCUUUCCCCAAAAUUCCCCCACCAACCUCCGAAACUGCACACCAAUCCCUUCCCCUCCAUAUCCAAAUCCCAUCUCAGCACCGCCACAAGACCCAAAACCCGAACAAUCCUCUGCACCAGCGGCGGCGGCAGCAGCAGCAGGCAGCAACCAUGACGUGAUGAGUGACGUGGAGCUUGCGUCGGAUUUGUCCAAGAUGAACAGUCUCUUGGCGCAGAGGGAGGAGGCCAUGAACAAGAGCAGGCAGCUCCUCUUCGCGGAGCUCUGCCAAUUCGUGGGUUCGAAUUCGGAGGAGGUGAAGAAGAAAUGGGGGAAGUUGGAGGAGGAGGAGAAGAUGGUUUUGGUGAAAGGGUUUGUUUUGGAGUGGGGUGUCAAUUUCCACCCGCUGUCUGCAAAGUCCGUAAAGCAGUUGGUGGAGGAACAUGUCCAGGAACAAAACCCUAAACCUGCGAACUCGAAAUCGUCUUCUUCUUCUGCUGUUUCUGUUUUGUUUCCUGGUUUCAAGAGAAUGAUGGGCUUCUCUGACGACGACAAAUAGAUCCAUCCAUCCAUCACUUUUCAUUUUUCACUUUUGUUUUGGAUUUCAGUUUCAUCAGUCAUUCAUUUUAAUUUGUUAUCCAGAAACAUGGUUUUUCGUUAUCAAAGUUCAAAUAGCAUUGUAAAUCCACAUAAAUGAGAAUUUCU